Callorhinus ursinus (northern fur seal) is the source of this 2988-nucleotide messenger RNA. It is a transcript of the gene CCDC90B, whose product is annotated as coiled-coil domain containing 90B. Gene Ontology annotation, cellular component: mitochondrion. Lineage: Eukaryota; Metazoa; Chordata; Mammalia; Carnivora; Otariidae. The record is from RefSeq and is a predicted model, not a curated record.
UCAGGUCCCAGGUUGCCCGGCGGUAGGCUGCGACUCCGUCUCCCACCCAGGCGCGUAAUGGCUCCUGGCUUUUCCGGGGAACCUCUGCUGUUGAGCUGUACCUCAUUGCUAGGGAACGGGCACUGGAAGGUCUCAGACACGGUCCCGCUUUCUUAGGGCGGUAACGUCCUGCGCCGGUUGGGAAGGGAAGGUGGGAGGAGCGGAGCCGCUGUGAACCAUGCUCGUGAGCUGUGGGUCCGUCUGUGAAGAAGCCCACCUUUGCCGGACGGCGGCUGGAGUCUGCGCUGGCCCUGUCUUGUGUGGCAGGCGGAAAACUACACUUCCCAGCAUCCUCGCGGUGCGAGAACUACCUUGCCCGAAAGUCUGAGCGUGAUUCAGCCAGCCUUUCGCCUCCUCCCGCCAGCCCGAAAACAGGAAAUGUGGGGUCGUUGUGUUUGGCGGCUGCUGCGACCUGAGGGCCGUGGGAGCCACCGGGUUUCGAGCCUCGGCGGGGAUUUUUCGCCGGCCCUGCGAAGAGACUUCUUCACCACCACAACCAAGGAAGGAUAUGAUAUGAGGCGAGUGGACAUAACUCCUUUAGAACAAAGGAAAUUAACUUUUGAUACCCAUGCACUGGUUCAGGAUUUGGAAACUCAUGGAUUUGACAAAGCACAAGCAGAAACAAUUGUAUCAGCAUUAACCACUUUAUCAAAUGUCAGCCUGGAUAGUAUCUACAAGGAGAUGGUUACUCGAGCUCAACAGGAAAUAACAGUACAACAACUAAUGUCUCAUUUGGACUCCAUCAGGAAAGACAUGGUCAUCCUAGAAAAAAGUGAAUUUGCAAAUCUGAGAGCAGAGAAUCAGAAAAUGAAAACUGAAUUGGAACAAGUUAAGCAGCAACUGAUAAAUGAAACCAGUCAAAUCAGAGCAGAUAAUAAACUGGACAUCAACCUAGAAAGAAGCAGAGUAACUGAUAUGUUUACAGAUCAAGAAAAGAAACUUAUGGAAGCAACCACAGAAUUUACCAGCAAGGAUACCAAAACCAGAAGUAUUAUUUCUGAGACCAGUAAUAAAAUUGACACUGAAAUUGCUUCUUUGAAAACACUGAUGGAGUCUAACAAGCUUGAGACAAUUCGUUACCUUGCAGCCUCAGUGUUUACUUGCCUGGCAAUAGCAUUGGGAUUUUACAGAAUCUGGAAAUAGUAGAGCUACCAUAUUAUGCUGCUGUGGACUUAGAACACUACACCAGGAUGCAUUUAUUCUGAACAUGGAAGUUGUGGCAGAUACUCAAUACAAGGUUAUUCAGAGUACAUAUGGACUAAAAAAUACUUUAAAAUGGGAAGAUGUGCUUUGAGUUUGUGUUUUUUAUGUGUCUUUAUUUUAUUAUGUUGAAAAGCUGUCAUUCAAAACCUGAUUGAUUUGAGAUAGAGGCUUUUUGUCUUUAUCCUUUUCAUAGUUCAUAGAAACUGAUCCAGAGUUUUCUUGUGUUUGCUUGAAUAAUGUAUUUUGUAAUGUCUGCUGCAAAUUUAAAAACUAUUCCCAAGCCUACAUACUUGUAAUUGUAUUCAGCUUCCCUGGUAACUACUGCACAGUUACCUUUUCAUAGAAAAUAAAAUCUUGUUUUAACAAAGUUGUUUGGAUUUUAAAGGCAACUUACCAUAUAUGGAGAUUGGGUUUCUUAGUAGUGAAUUAAAACAUUGAACUUUAAAAUAAUGUGUGCCCUAGUUCAACUGUAGGACAUUUGGUAUGAAAUCUUCGAGUUGCUAUGUCUUGAGCUCUGAUUAUUACAUAUACUUCAUUUUUUUGAUUCACAAAAACCAGUUUAUCCCUGCUUCUUAGGAACCCAUCUUAAAUUUACAUAAAAUGAAGAGGGUUUUUUGGGUUUUUGUUUGUUUUUUAUGAGUCACUUAAAUUCAGUAAACUAUUUGGUGACUAAGUAGACCAAGCAGGGUUAUAUAAGGACUAGCCAAGAGUCAGUAAAAACCCUUCACCGUAUUUGAAAAACAAAGUUUAUAAUUCCCAUUUCGUCAAUCUUUAAGAAUUCCGAUACAUGAAUAUUUAAAAGUAUGCAGUAUUUUUUUAAUAUGAAGAAAAAAAAAUGAGGCAAUGGAAACAGCAAUGGUCACCAACGCUGAACUUAUUGUUGUUUUGUUGAAUAAUAGCUACCACUGCCUAUACAAGGGGGACUGUGCUAAAUAAUAUAUAGCAACUCACCUUUUUUUUUUUUUUCAAAGUGGUGGUAUUAUCCUUAUUUUACAGCUGAAAAAACAAGCUAAAUGAAGUUAAGGUCACACAGUUGUAACUCACACAACUGAGGUUGCCAAGGCUAUACAGCAGACAAGCCACACAGUCUUUAAAUUCCAGUCUUUAAAUUCUUUCUUACUCGGUAUUCUAGUCAUCUACAAGUUGAGCCUCUAUCUUGAUAGAUGGACAAAUAAUCUAAGGCAUGGGAAAAAAACAUUUCUACUUACAUCUCUCUAACGUCUUUUUCACUUCUGUUUUUGUGUUUCACUAACAUAAUGUGGCAUAAUGUGUAUAUAUAUAUAUUUGGUCUUUGUCCCCAAUUCCUGUUCUCCUAAAAACCUUGUACUUUCUUGAUAGGGGUAAUUACAAGCUUCUGUUUUCUUGGCACAAAGCUCCUAAAAUCCUCCAGAUCUCCUGAAUGGUAAGAGUGUAUUCUGCAUGCUGAGGGGAUAGGUGGCUGGGAGCCCUUCUGUAACCAGAAUGGGGACUGGUUGCCAAAUAGACCAAGGCAUGAUUAUAGAUUGGAACUUUUCAGCCUCCCUGAUCUCCCAACUCAACCUCUGGGAAAGGGCGAAGACAGGAGAGGAGCUGAAGGUUGAGUUCAGUUCCCACUUGUCAAUGCACUGAAUACAUUGGUGCUAGGAGGGCGGCACACAGAAGGAAGUCAUGGGAGCCCCAUGCACCUCUCACUCCACACCUCGUCUUACGCGUCUCCGGUGGGCUGUUGCUGAGAUGUAUCCUUUCUAUUAAACUGGUGACACUCAA